Messenger RNA from Rasamsonia emersonii CBS 393.64, 1164 nucleotides. Its product is annotated as U1 small nuclear ribonucleoprotein 70 kDa. The record is from RefSeq and is a predicted model, not a curated record. Lineage: Eukaryota; Fungi; Ascomycota; Eurotiomycetes; Eurotiales; Trichocomaceae. The coding region runs from base 1 to 1164 and encodes 387 amino acids. Gene Ontology annotation, cellular component: U2-type prespliceosome; precatalytic spliceosome; U1 snRNP. Gene Ontology annotation, biological process: mRNA splicing, via spliceosome. The transcript is spliced from 4 exons. Gene Ontology annotation, molecular function: mRNA binding; U1 snRNA binding.
AUGACUGACAAGCUCCCCCCAAACCUUCUUGCCCUCUUUGCGCCGCGCCCACCUCUUCGCUAUCUCCCUCCCAUCGAUCGCGCACCAGAUGACAUCAAGAAGAGUAAUUUGGAAGGCGUCGCUGGCUAUGUGGAAGAACUGAAGAAGUAUGGCGAGGAAGUUCCUUACCAUCCCACCGAGUGUUGGCUUCAGCGCAAAGCACGGUUGAAGGCGGAGAAGAAGGAGCGUAUAGAAAAACUCUUGACAGAGGGCGUUAAGAACUAUAACCCGCAUGCUGAUCCUAACAUUCGAGGGGACGCGUACAAGACGCUUUUUGUUGCUCGACUGAGUUAUGAGGCGAAAGAGUCGGAUUUGGAGCGAGAAUUCGGCCGCUUUGGACCAAUUGAGCGGAUUCGAAUUGUCAAGGAUACGCAUAACCCAAACCCAAAAAAGCCUCAUCGAGGAUAUGCGUUUAUCGUCUACGAGCGUGAAAAAGAUAUGAAAGCUGCCUAUAAGGAGACUGAUGGUAUCCGAAUUAAAGACCGACGAGUGCUGGUAGAUGUCGAACGUGGUCGCACAGUCAAGGGUUGGCGACCCCGCCGCUUCGGAGGCGGACUGGGAGGACGUGGAUAUACUAAAGCAACGCCGGCUCGCCCACUCGGUCCUGGUGGGAUUAAUGCUCCAUCAGGACCGGGAGGCUUUGGAAGCGGAUUCCGAGGUGGAUUUGGCGGCAGGGGAGGAGGAGGAGGCUAUAACAGAGGAUACCGCGGUGACCGUGGAUUUGGUGGGCCAAGAGCAGGUAUCGGAUAUCAAGGCGGCCGCAAUGGAUUCGGCGGUCAAGCUCCCCCUAAUGCCCCUUCUGGUCCUGGAGGUGGACGAAGUGGCAGGUUCGAUCGCGACAGAGAAGCGACAGGCAGCAAUCGGGAACCGGUAAGACCUCGGGAUGAUCGUGACCGGCGGGAUCGAGACCGCGACCGAGAGCGGGACCGAGACCGGGACAGGUAUGGAGAUAGAGAUAGAGAUCGUCGUGAUUACGAUCGUGACUACGAUCGUGACUAUGACCGCGACCACGACCGAGACCGAGACCGCGACCGAGACAGGUACGGAGGGCGAGACGAUUAUUCGCGGAAGAGAUACCACGAAGACGACUCCUAUGACGACCCUCGUGCUAAAAGGAGGUACUAA